This is a messenger RNA of Meloidogyne enterolobii, 434 nucleotides long. The record is from the annotation of a GenBank genome assembly. Lineage: Eukaryota; Metazoa; Nematoda; Chromadorea; Rhabditida; Meloidogynidae.
UUGCUGAUGUCGAAAAGGCUUUUCUGAUGAUUGAACUUGAACCAGAGGACCGUGACGUGUGUAAAUUUCUGUGGGCGAAGGACCCUAUGCAACCACCAACUGGCGAGAACCUGGCUGUUUAUAGAUUUUGCCGUGUGGCUUUUGGAGUUGUUUCAUCUCCGUUUAUGUUGGCUGCCGUUAUCCGUGCUCACUUGGCUAAAUUUGGACCUGAACAAGAUGCAGUGUUAUUCAGAAACGUGUACGUGGAUAAUCUACUCAUUGAGUGUGAAAAUAUGGACGAAGCAUGAACAAAAGCCAUUACUGCUAAAGAAGUGUUCAGACAAGCUAAAAUGAACUUACGUGAAUAUAUCUCCAGCUCAAUUGAAGUCAUGAGUGCACUGCCGGAAGAGGACCGACUUGAGCAAACACAAGCUAAAGUUCUGGGAAUUACCUGG